GUACGUAUUAAAGCUGCACGUGAUUACUAUGUUGAUAUUUCUCCUCCUAUCCUGCACUACUGUAGUUUGACUUACUGUACUCUGUCAUCUGGAAAUCUUGCCCUCAUUAAACAUGGAGUCCUCGGUUUUCCCCUUCCUUACUGAAGCCGUUUGCCAUCAGUACGUGUGACCCCUGAACCUGCUCGAGUGUGUGUGUGAGUGUGUGUGUGUGUGUGUGUGUGCGCCAGUCCUCCGCCAUAUUCACUGUUGUCUUGCCUUGAGAAAGAACAGGGAGCAUUCGAGACUGCCCAUAAGAACCGAAACUGUGUUUAUAUACCGAGCCUGGAGACCAGCCGACGGGCAUAAUACGGGCUAAAGCGAUGGCGAGGAAAAAAAGCAAGCAGCAGGGCGUCGGGGCCAAGGAUUUAGUGUCGGAGCAGCAGCAGCAGAGCCUGUCGAAGAAGCCCGGCGAUGCGGGAGCAGAAGCGGCGGCGGCGACAGCAGGCGAAGGCGCUGGUGCUGGAGGAGAUGCAGGAGCGAGCAGGACCAAUCAGUCCAUGCAUACAUGCUGCUUGCUGUGCCAUCGGGAGUUUAAAGACUGGGGGGCAGGCCAGGUGAAUGGGCUCCCCAGUCACGGGUCCAAACUGGCAGAGGCUGUGCCCGCGCUGUCCCAGGCCCUGCUUAGGGAGGUUCCGGGCCGCAAGCUGGCAGACGCCGUGCCUUCGCUCUCUCAGUCGCUGUUGGGUGAGGUGCCGUUGUGGAUCUGCCAGAGCUGCAGGAAGAGUGUGGAAGAGGAGGAGAGGAGAACGCUUCAGGAGCAAACUACGCAGGUGCCGCUGUCCCACUCGUCCUCAUGUAAGUCUCAGAGCUGUGGGAAUGGUUAUCCGGAGCAUAGCUCGGUGGAUUGGGACCCCAGCUCCUUCCUCUCCGCGCGCAAACUGUCUGGCCUUUGGAAUUCGGCUCAUUCUAAUGGAGGGUCUCACUGCAACCACAGCACACCUGCACUUUCACAGGGUGGGACGUUGGUACCAGCGUGCCAUGAGAAGAGAUCUUCUCAUGAUGCACCCGGGAAGGCUGCCAAAACAUUCGGGACUAAAGUCUGUCCCUACAGUCAUCCCUCAUCCCAGAAUUCCAAUGCAACUUCUCCUGGGACACUGUCUGCCUCCACUGAUCUAUGUAAGACCAACCCCAAGCACUUCAAGACAAUGUGUCGACGACCAACUCCUCCAGGUGAAGCGUUCCACCCAAACGAUCAUCACCAAGCUGCAGACCUGUCAGUGCCGCCCAACAGUCCAACGGGUCUCUCCUCCCAGCAUUCCUCGCUGCUGCCUCCCAAACAAAACUCCAGUCAGCAUGUUCACGUCAACUCCGCUAGUCCGGGGCUGCCUUCGCAUCCUCCUUUCUCUUCGUUGGUACCAAACAUUCACUCUCCCACAGCCAAGCACUCGAGUGGGGCGGACAGUCCGGUGGCCCUGCACAAGCCCAACGCCUGCAAGAAUUCCCACAUUCCCGCUGUUAACACGCAACACGGCAAACUCGGCAACUCACUCAUAGGCUGCAAUCACCCCUGCAACGGACACAGUAACGGCAGCCCUGUAGCCUCUUCCAAUGCUGGCCAUCUGACGUCUGGGGCAUGCAGGGACCAGGCAUGUAAAGGGCACAAGUUGCCCAAUGGGUCGUUGUGUCACGCUCCGCCCUGUGAGCUUGAAGAAGGAGAUGAUGAGGACAGCAGCUCGGAGCGGAGCUCCUGUGCGUCCUCUUCCAACAAUCAGAAGGACGGGAAAUACUGUGACUGUUGCUACUGCGAGUUCUUCGGCCACAACGCGCCUCCGGCUGCCCCCACCAGUCGGAACUAUGCUGAGAUCAGGGAGAAGCUUCGGUCCAGACUGACUCGCCGUAAAGAGGAACUUCCUCAGAGGCAGGAUCUAGACUCUGCAGCACCGAGUGCCAUAGACCAUCGAGAUGUGGAUGAACUCCUGGACUUCAUCAACAGCACAGAGCCCAAACCCAUCAACAGUGCCAAGGCUGCUAAACGGGCACGACACAAACAGAAGAAAAAGGAGAAGGAGAGGGCUCUUCAGGGCAGCGUUGAGGCCGCCAGCAGUGAACCCCGUUCGGCAUCUCCCCCUGAUCCCAUAGAAGAUUCGACUCGAGAUGGGGAAGCAAACAGACUGUUGGAGUGGCCUCAGCUGGAGCUGGAGCGAGUUAACAGUUUCCUCACCAGUCGCCUGGAGGAGAUCAAAAACACCAUAAAAGACUCCAUCCGUGCCUCCUUCAGCAUGUACGACCUCAACCUGGACGUCAACGACUUCCCGAAGAAGGCCGCGACACUGGAAGGAAACCAUCUGCUGUCUCACCUCAAUGGAUCUUCUGAUCUGCAGCAGAUAGACUUGGAUCUGGCACCGCUCUCGUUGAGGAACUUCAAGAGGGACCUCGACAUAGUGAACGGUUGGGAGGACACCACCACUGCAGCCAAAGACAUCCAGAGGCUCCACUCCACACCCAGUCUUUCCAAACUCAUCCGUGUUCAGUCACCAGAACGAAGCCCAGCCAUGGGGUCAGAGUCCCUCCAGCCUGGCACCGUGUCUGCUGCCAAACCCAACGAUGCAGUUCCUGAAACCAAGACCUCAACUGCAGCCGGAUCCAAGACAAAGAAGGGUAAGAAGCCUCAGAAUCAGCGGCAGCAGGACCAGGCGACUCAAGAGCAGGCGACCAAUACGAAAGCAGCGAAAACUGAGGUGCACAAAGCACAGGAAACAAGGGCAGCUGAUUCAGAUAAGAACACCAAAGGUGGCUCCAAACAGAACCACCAGACUCAGCAGCACACAGACUCCCAGAAAACAGGAAAUAAGAGAGCAGAAGAGGUCAAAGCUUGGAAGCAGUCAUCCAACGGAGCUUCAAACGGUCACCAUCAUAAUACAGGGUCUAACACGCAGAGGGGGAAGAACGAACUCUCGGACGCACGGGACGUGGACUCUAAAAACACCUCCAACACUCACAGUUCACAGCAGCAAGCACAGCAACCGAAGGGAAAGACUAAAAAUAAGAACAAAAACAAGACGGAAAAGUCAAGUGCAAUCGAUGAUGUGUUCCUUCCCAAAGAUGUUGACCCUACGGAAAUGGAUGAGAUCGAUCGUGAGGUUGAGUAUUUCAAGAGGUUUUGCCUCGACUCUGCUAAACAAACCCGACAGAAGGUGGCGGUGAACUGGUCCAACUUCAGCCUCAAAAAGAUGCCCUCAAAUGCAGCUCAGUAACAGAUGGGUGAUGGUAAACAGAUCCCCCCUCCCCUCCCAGCAAGACUGUACUAAAAACCAGUUUGGCCUUUGGUUACUGUACUUAAUACUCGAUAGGCCUAAGGUUGCUCCCUCUCACAGCCCUUUCUGCCUCUAUGCCACGGGACCUUGAUUUUUGACCACCAGUCAUCAAACGUGUUUUCGUUAUACCUGUUGUUCGUGGGGAAUCACACUGCACCCUGACCUCAAUCUGAAAACCUGCAUCUUGUUAUUGCAAAAGUCGCUAAAACACAUUCGGGUACUGAUCCAGUUCAUCUAUAUGCUUUAUGUCGUAUGUACACAGUUAUUUUACAAUAAAAAUGUUUUAAAAUUUGCAACAAUGGCACGGCUUGACCCAUCAAGCCCCUUUCAGCUGUUCAUUUUAAAAGGUACUUCUCCACUUGCAGAUCACCAUCAUGCAUUUUUGCUGACGCAACUCACCCUGCAAAUAUACUGUAGUCUUAGAAUAGAUUUUUUGAUAAUACAAAAUUCAAAUUGCUGUAUCAUGUCUGAUAGUCAUAAUGGAGGUAAAAAGGCAGCAAAAGACUGUUGUGUUCACUGAUGUUUUAGUUUGUAGUUUGUCCACGUGAAAUACAAAGAUCUGGAUAGACUAUACCACACCUAUGUCAUUUGAUUUCACAGCCAACACAGUUAAUUUGCACACUAAGUGAACCGUGCACACAUGGACUUGGUUGUCCUUUAGAACAACGACGAGAACAUCAGUGCAUAUGCUUACAAUGUGUGACGUCUGAAACCUUUUUUUAUUACUUUGGACAUUUUCAAGAAAAGAAAAGGAAUCAACACUAAAAAGAAAUUGAUUUUAAAGACCUGUAUCCGUUGACUGUCACUUUUAUCCACAGAAUUGAAGGUUUGGGCAGAUGAGCUACGUUUCCUUUGCAUGAUGAGUAAAACUGACAAGUGUAGGCUACUACAAACCUCUCCCGUUUCCUUCAACACUGUAUGGUAUGCUGUUCAAAACUGACUUUUGGCAAAAAUCCCUGAUUCCCAGAGCAAUAUCUUACGGUAGUGUCCCUGCUGAUCCUCCCUUGUGGUGGUUUGGAUAUAGUUCUGUGCUGUGACCACGUUCUUGUUGUGAGUUUCAUUUUGUAGUUGGUUCUCCGGCAGUGCACCCUUGUUUUGGCUGCAUGACCUCAUUGCAGUAGUUCUGCUCAUGUAGUUUCAGUCCACUUGUGCGCGACAAGUUCAGACCUGUUUUCACUUAUUUGCAAUCAAGGACUUUUCAUGAUGAUUUAGGACUCUCCACUGUGGUACGGCACUUGAAACAUCUGGUUGCCCUUUCCAUAGCUUUGUAUGUCUGCAUUGUAUUUUUUACUGAG
Pimephales promelas (fathead minnow) is the source of this 4588-nucleotide messenger RNA. RefSeq names its product family with sequence similarity 193 member B (gene fam193b). Gene Ontology annotation, cellular component: nucleus; cytoplasm. The record is from RefSeq and is a predicted model, not a curated record. Lineage: Eukaryota; Metazoa; Chordata; Actinopteri; Cypriniformes; Leuciscidae.